Messenger RNA from Bolinopsis microptera, 1804 nucleotides. RefSeq names its product dihydrolipoyllysine-residue succinyltransferase component of 2-oxoglutarate dehydrogenase complex, mitochondrial-like. The transcript has a single exon. Gene Ontology annotation, molecular function: dihydrolipoyllysine-residue succinyltransferase activity. Bases 1 to 1332 code for a protein of 443 amino acids. Gene Ontology annotation, biological process: tricarboxylic acid cycle. Gene Ontology annotation, cellular component: oxoglutarate dehydrogenase complex; mitochondrion. NCBI's taxonomy places the organism in Eukaryota, Metazoa, Ctenophora, Tentaculata, Lobata, Bolinopsidae. The record is from RefSeq and is a predicted model, not a curated record.
AUGCACCGUUUAAGCAGUGUUGGUUUAAUACGUGCAGGGGUAACGAAAUGUGUACGCCCCUUGUCCUCAAGUGAGAGAGUUUUCAAGAAAUAUACACAAGAUUCGAGCAGCAUAUUCGGGAGAAGAGGUUACCGGAUUACACCCUCACUGUUUGAUAUAAAGACAAUCGAGACUCCAACGUUUCCUGAUUCUGUACAGGAAGGAGAUAUAGCUUGGUUGAAGGAAGUUGGGGAUACUGUAGAGGAAGAUGAAGUAAUCGGGGAGAUAGAGACUGAUAAAACAACUCUCCCUGUUCAGUCACCUGCUGCAGGUGUUCUAACUGCAUUGUUAGUUGAAGAUGGUGACACCAUUUCCAAAGGAACUCUUCUCGCCAAUAUAGAUGUAGGGGCAGCAGGUGAUGCCCCAGCAGCAGCAGCUGCCCCAGCACCAGCAGCUGCCGCCCCUGUUCCAGCCCCCACAGCUGUGCCUGAAGCAGCAUUCCCGGCAGCUGACCAGCCUCUGGGUCCUGUUCCUACAACUCUUGGUACACCUCCCUCAAUUCCAACUACUCCUCUCUCUGUCACUCCACAACCCCUUCCUAAGCCUGCAGCUCCUCCUGUUGUGGCCUCCGGAGAAAUGAAACCUCCUGGAUUGAGGUCAGAACACAACGUCAAGAUGUCCAGAAUGAGGUUGAGAAUUUCUGAGAGACUAAAAGAGGCACAGAAUACUGCAGCUAUGUUAACUACUUUCAAUGAAAUCGACAUGAGUAAUAUCAUGGCUCUACGAGGUAAACAUAAGGAUGCCUUUGUUAAGAAGCACGGAGUGAAGCUAGGUUUCAUGUCAGCCUUCCUGAAAGCUUCUGCAUCUGGUUUGAAGGAGAUGCCUGAGGUCAAUGCUUUUAUUGAUGGAAAGGAAAUAAUCUACCGUGAUUAUGUAGACAUCAGUGUAGCUGUUGCUACGCCAAAAGGCUUGGUUGUCCCAGUUUUAAGAAACGUGGAAACCAUGUCAUUUGCUGAUAUAGAGAAAGGGCUGACUGGUCUUGGUCAGAAAGCUCGGGAUGGGCUUUUGGCUAUUGAAGAUAUGGACGGAGGAACGUUCACUGUCUCCAACGGGGGAGUGUUUGGUUCUAUGUUCGGUACUCCGAUUAUCAACCUCCCUCAAUCUGCAAUACUUGGCAUGCACGCUAUUCUGGAGCGACCUGUAGCUGUUAACGGCAAGGUCGAAAUAAGGCCCAUGAUGUACGUGGCACUGACCUACGAUCACAGGUUAAUAGACGGGCGUGAAGCUGUUACUUUCCUGAAACGGGUAAAAUCUGCUGUGGAAGAUCCUGGAACUCUACUCCUAGACAUCUGAACGGGAGGAGGAUGUUUUGUACAUAGUUUACAUGAAAUUACUUAAUUAGAAAUAAAUUAUAAAUUGCACUGAAAACCUAUUUGAUAUUUUGCAUCCAUAGUUGCCGCUUCCAUCGGGAUUAAUAUACAAUAUUUCUUGAAAAUGAAUUAUAACACUGAGUCUAGUUAUUGAUUUAGGAUUAUUUGAAAACAAACCCUUAAAUUAUGUGAAUGGGUUAGAUAUAUCUUAAACAUGAUUUAAUUUGCUAUAAAAUAAGGGAUAAAAUAAAAGUAGAAUAACAAUCAGGUAAUUUUCUCGACCUCUAGGCUCCUCUAUUUGCUACAAAUACUUGGCGUUAUACGACUGUACAGCUUAUAUUGUAUAAUUUUAUAAAGAUCAGUAAGUAUCAUGGUUUCAACGGAUUGUACAAUAUUAAUAUCGCCUAUGAAGAAGGUACAAUGUGACUUACACAAUACCAAAUAGUUAUUUGCAA